GUCAGAUUUGAGAAAGUUGCACCUGUCGCAAAGUACAGCGAGCGUGGGAGUUCGUGUCAAUGCGCAUGCGCCAUGGAGCAGGAAGAAUGGAAUCUGAGAAUGAACCCCCCCCCCCCCCCCCCCUCGAUGUCGGCUUCAUAAAAAGUUCUGCACAUCGGUAUAUAUUGAGAGCGGCGAUGUCUAUCAUUCGUAAACUCUUUUUGACUUUUCGGCAUAAACAAGAUUAAUAGGUCUCUCUAAUCCAAACGUCAGUGUCAAUUUGAGCUCCUUGACGUGACUUUGGUGCAAUAUGGCGGCGGCAUCAUAUUUUCUGAUCAGUUUACUGGGCUGCUUUCUUUGUGUAGCUACAACUUCGCCGAUUAAUCAAGAUGAGGCAACAACCGCAGAAAGUCUGGCAGAACUUUCUCAAGAUUUCCAUGAAUUAGUGAGCGUAUUGAGACAGAUAAUUCCCGGACUUCAUCAGUCUCAAGAACCAGCUUCGGAAACAAUCGGAAAUGGCAACGUCGAAGAGCUCCGAGACUACCUCGUGAACAACUUGAAAGUUCGGAACCGCCGAAAUAGCGAUACGUCACUGUCGGCUCUUUCCGGAACCUUUACGAACGAGUCGGACGCUGUGACCGGUGUCAGCGAGCUGAAUCGUAUCCUUCUCGGCCUUCAUUCGCUUACACCAGCAGGUGGCACUAUUUAUACUCACUGGGGACGAGACGAUUGUCCCAACGGUUCGGAACUGGUCUAUUCAGGAAGUACAGCAGGAGCCCACUACAGCCACACUGGCGGUGGUGUCAAUUACCUUUGCCUCCCCAAAGAGCCCAUCUACAGUGAAGUAGAGACAACUGCCCACGGGACGCGAUCCCUGCUUUACAACGCGGAGUACGAGACAAGCACUGCCCAAGUCCUGCAGGAUCUCCAUGACCAAACCCCAGCUUGUGCCAUCUGCAGAGCACCUCCAACCAGGCUUACCAAGAUCAUGAUUCCAGGCCGUAACGACUGCCCGUCUUCAAAAUGGCGCCUGGAAUACAAGGGCUACCUCAUGUCGAGUCUGUACUCUCAUAAGACCAGGACCGACUUCGUUUGCAUGGACGAGGAUGCAAUGGGAAUUCCUGGAACGACCGGAAGUCAAGAUGGGGCCCUUUUCUACAUGGUGGAGGCUCGGUGCUCCCCGGGAGGGAUACAGUGUGGGCCAUAUGUGAACGGAUACGAGCUGACGUGUGUUAUUUGUACAAUUUGAUUCAGCUAAAGACAAGACUUGAAUGGCGCUAUAAAGAUCCGAAAAUCAAAUUUAGGAUAAAAACACCAAGGGUCAAUUUCGACACUCGCCUGAUUACCAAAAUAAUUUCUUACGGACAUAUUUGUAUUCAAACUUCGGGCAAAAAUACGUACACACCCAACAAAAUUGUGUCAGCAAAGCAAUGUAUAUACCAAUCUGAAAUUCAGAAAACAAUACCCCCAAAAAAAAUAAUGUGAGUAAAUUAAUUGAAUAAGGGCGGGCGCACGAGCAGUACAUGGUGUUGAACUUUAGUAUGUAGGUAUUGCCAAAUUCAAACUAUUAAUAAUCGAUUUCGAGCAUACGGAUUACAUUUUGAAAUAUUUUCAGUUUUUAUUAAAAGGUGUUUUACUGAUUGUUUAUUGUUUACAUGCUUUAUUUUAAGACGUCAAAGAAAUAAAAGUGGAAUGGUGGAAAAUGAAUCAAAAUAAAGUGUUUGCAAUAAGCGAAUUUUUAUUAUCAUGAUUGAAUGAUCUGAUAAUUAUUGUAUUUGUUUUUUUGCAAAUCGAUGAAUGAAAACUUAGAUCACCUCUGAUUUCUAUACAUUCACGAAAAUGAUACGAUGCAAUAUUUUGUCCAUUUCAAAAUAUAUUGUUUAUCAUUAACAGAUUACGUUCUUGUUACGCUUUAAAAAGUGGUAGCGAGCAUAUUUUUAGUGACUUUAAAAGCACUAUUCCGAUUCAAGACCAAUGGCCUUUAGCUGCUCAGGUCAAAUUGUAAUAGCAAAUUUACAAAAUUUGCUUAUUGCGUUGAGCUCUGCAUGUUAGUAUAUCCUUAAUGAAAUACAUUUCAAUUUUUAUUUGGAUUCUUAUCUGGAUUAUAGCCAUUAGUAUUCGACUUAAUAUAACUAUAGGCCUAUCUGUAAUUAUGUAUAAACAAUGAUUCAAUUGAUAGUCUAAACUCUAUAUUCCAAGAAUUUAAAAUAAAUCCAGAUCGGCUGUGAAUGGUGACCAGCCGAAUUUUUACUUUUAAAUCUCAAAAGAUUUGAAUUCAAAUCUGUUAGAUCUAUAUCUAAAUCAACAAGGUUUAAAUCUAAAUCAAACAUUCGGCUGGUCACUUUUCACAACCGAUCUGGAUUUAUAUCAAAUCCUUGGAAUUUAGAGUGUAGUAUUUAUCAAUUGGCCAGCAGCACAACGUGAGAGGAGCAAUCUACAAUCAAGACAAGAUUACAAAACAAAAUUACAUCUAGGUAGGUAUAGGGUAUAAAAUUAAAAGGCCGAAUGAUUGACUUGCCUCAAUAAUGGAAAUUAACUUGCAAGAUAUACAUAUAUAUGACCGGUGUGUUGGCUCAGUUGAUAGAGCGUCCGUCUCACAACCGGGAGUUCGGGGGUUCAAACCCCGCGGCCGUGUCAGACCAAAAGACGUUAAAAGAUGGCAGUUGCUGCUACCCUGUUUGGCGUUCAAAGAUUAAAGGGAUAGAGCCUCGUCGAUCUGGCGCUGCACAGCGGCUGCCGGGCCCACGAUCAAUAUUGGGCAAAACAAUUUUUUUGAGUAUUUCAUUUCAUGUCUAUUUCGAACAAUAAAAUAUGGAUUUUCAUUUUCAUGUA
Molecule: messenger RNA, 2811 nt
Organism: Lytechinus pictus (painted urchin)
Lineage: Eukaryota; Metazoa; Echinodermata; Echinoidea; Temnopleuroida; Toxopneustidae
Exons: 5
Coding region: 290-1228 (312 amino acids)
Source: RefSeq, a predicted model, not a curated record